Messenger RNA from Prosopis cineraria, 1712 nucleotides. RefSeq names its product protein HAIKU1-like. Lineage: Eukaryota; Viridiplantae; Streptophyta; Magnoliopsida; Fabales; Fabaceae. The transcript has a single exon. The record is from RefSeq and is a predicted model, not a curated record. Bases 365 to 1342 code for a protein of 325 amino acids.
AUACGGGUAUGUUCUCUGCUUCUACCCUCGGAUCUUGGGUUAAUUUUGUAGCUGUUGGUUGGAUGGAUCUGUACGUUGCGUGUAGCUGUGGUAAAGGGCAAAAGCGGAUUUGAAAUUGAAAUCAGAAAACCUUAGAUUGAAUUCAGGAAUGCUUUGCUUAGGGCUUUAGUUUUCUGGACUGAGUGUUCAGUGUUUGAAGUUCUGCGGUUCUUUUGGUUGCUUCGAAAGAUAUUGAUUGUUGUGGGUGUUUGGGCUCUGAUUUUAGAACCCUGGGGCAUCCGAAGUUUAUACAUUGGUUUGACUUAGGGGAACUAAAAAACAAGUAGCAUUUCCUUGUUGGUGCAAGUGUGAGUUUUGUGUACAAAUGGAUAAUUCUAAAAACAGGCAAAGUGAUAGUUUGGGUGUGAACAAAAUGGGAAAGAAUAUAAGGAAGAGCCCACUACACCAGCCCAAUUUUGGUAAUAAUGCUUCUAGGCAACAGCCUCAGCCUCAGGUCUACAACAUAAGCAAGAACGAUUUCCGGGACAUUGUCCAGCAGCUUACUGGAUCGCCUUCACACUCACAGGAUCCUCCUCCGAGACCUCCUCACCAUCCACCAAAACCACAGAGCAACCGAUUACAGAAAAUAAGACCGCCCCCAUUGACACCCAUCAACAGGCACCCCAUGCCUCCACCAAUGCCAGUCCCUGCAGCCCCUCCCCCUGUUCCUUAUAAUAAUAGCUUGCCUAGGCCUGCUCAAUUAGGGCAACCAUCACCAACUCCCUUGCAUCCAUUAAAUCCAGGGGACAUGAGUUGGUCUAAUCCAACUGAGUCACCCAUCUCGGCUUACAUGCGCUACCUUCAAAGUUCAAUGUUGGAUCCAAGUCCGAAGGGAGGCCAAGCUCAACCUCAACCACACCCAAACCCACAGUUACAAGGGCCAGGCAAUUUUCAGCCCCGACCACCACCAUCUGCUUUACUUCCUAAUCCUUCCAUGCCUAUGCUUCCUUCUCCUCGAUUAAAUGGUCCUAUUCCACCCAUGAAUGCUGCUAAUCCACCUAUGCCAAAUAUCCCUUCCCAACAACCAAAUGGUCCUCCGCCUUUACCUUCUCCAACCUCCCAGUUCCUCUUGUCAUCCCCUACUGGUUUCUUGAAUAUGCUAUCCCCACGGUCACCAUAUCCACUUUUAUCACCUGGAAUGCCGUUUCCAUCUCCUCUUACACCCAACUUUCCAUUCUCACCAAUGGUACAACCUGGGAUUUUAGGCCCGGGGCCUCAACCUCCACCUUCUCCAGGCCUGUCAUUUCCUUUGUCUCCUUCAGGCUUUUUCCCUAUCUCCAGUCCUAGGUGGAGAGAUCAUUAGUCUUUUCAUAUUGAGCUACAUGCUUCGUUGGGGAGUGCUUUGUUUCAACUGGACUAAUCUAGAUUCUCGCAAGAGCUUUUGUUCAUGGGCAUGUAAUGUACAAUAAGUUGUAUAAGGUUUUUCUGGAUAUUUGCUGUGUUCCCUUUUCAUUUCUCUUUUGUUGAUAACUAGAAUGGCUGCAAUCCUUGUACUUUGACAAGUUUUACUUUAGCUUAUAUAUUGAAGAACAGACAACUCGAUUGGACAAUUGGACAUGAGCUACUUGGGAGACUGAACUGUAAAAUGAAAGAAAGUAGGAUUACAGACAAUAUUUGUUAUGUAGACUAGAUAAAUUUCUUUUAUGAUAUAUUGGUUUACAUCUUAAAUUUUA